GUGAGUUGGGGCGGGCCCUGGGCAGAGGCUGCUCUGGCCGGGAGCAGAUGGCAGCGCCGGGGCUCGGCCGGCUCCCCGCUCCGGUGCCGCGGGAGCCUCGCUUCCCCGGGACAUGCCAUUCGGGAGAGAAAAGCAACUUAACGCCGGCCGCAGGCGGGGUCGGUGAUGUAACAGGAAGCUCUGAUGUUUCGCUGCUGCCGCCGCUCCGCGCUGCCAUCGGACACGCUCCCGGCGCUCCCGCAGCAGCGCUGCCCCGCCGGGAGAGCCGCCAGCCGCGGGCUCUGGAUUACACCCAGCCGGGCACCGCGCUCUCGCCGCUGGCCGCGGAGGGGCUCAGCGAGACAGCUCCCCACAGCUCUGUCUGAACGCGUUCUCGUAGCAGCUCAGCGCGUUUGAGUUCAUUCAGCUACAACAUGAGAUUGAUUGCACCAGAUAUGAAAAUGACAAAAAUCUGGAUCACAUUUUUGCUGUUCUUCUUAUUGGUUACUAUGUUCUUUGCCUCUGCCACUCCAGCUGAGGGACAUCAGAACACCACAAUGGACUUUGCCCAGCUGAGCGUUACACGGAAUAAAAUCAUGACGGCGCAGUACGAAUGCUACCAGAAGAUUAUGCAAGAUCCCAUACACAAGAAAGAAGGUCCCUACUGCAACAGGACCUGGGAUGGCUGGUUGUGCUGGAGUGAUGUGGCUGCCGGAACCGUGUCGGUGCAGCGGUGUCCUGACUACUUUCAGGAUUUCAACCCAUCAGAAAAAGUUACGAAGAUCUGUGAUCCAAAUGGGAAUUGGUUUAGACACCCAGAAAGCAACAGGACGUGGACAAACUACACCCAGUGCAAUAUCUAUACACAUGAAAAAGUGAAGACUGCUCUGAACUUGUAUUACUUGGCCAUCAUCGGACACGGUCUUUCAAUUGCAUCACUUCUGAUUUCUCUUGGCAUAUUCUUUUAUUUUAAGAGCUUGAGUUGCCAAAGGAUUACCCUGCAUAAAAAUCUGUUUUUCUCUUUCGUUUGCAACUCUGUUGUAACAAUAAUUUCACUGACAGCCAUUGCCAACAACCAGGAAUUAGUUGCAACCAACCCAGUUAGCUGCAAAGUGUCACAGUUCAUCUACUUGUACCUGAUGGGUUGCAACUACUUUUGGAUGCUGUGUGAAGGCAUUUACCUGCACACCCUGAUUGUGGUGGCUGUUUUUGCUGAGAAGCAGCACUUGAUGUGGUAUUACCUUCUUGGCUGGGGUUUUCCACUGAUCCCUGCCUGCAUACAUGCCGUUGCAAGAAGUUUAUAUUAUAAUGACAACUGUUGGAUCAGCUCUGAUACUCAUCUGCUUUACAUCAUCCAUGGCCCUAUUUGUGCUGCUCUCUUGGUGAACCUUUUCUUCCUGCUGAACAUCGUCCGUGUUCUCAUAACCAAGCUGAAAGACACGCACAGGGCUGAGUCCAACCUGUACAUGAAAGCAGUGAGAGCCACCCUGAUUCUUGUCCCGCUCCUCGGCAUCGAGUUUGUGCUGUUCCCGUGGCGACCCGAGGGCCGGAUCGCGGAGGAGGUGUACGACUACGUCAUGCACAUCCUCAUGCACUACCAGGGUCUACUGGUGGCUACAAUUUUCUGCUUCUUUAAUGGCGAGGUGCAGGCCGUGCUGAGGAGGCACUGGAACCAGUACAAGAUCCAGUUUGAGCACAGCUUCAGCCACUCGGACGCCAUGCGCACGGCCUCCUACACCGUGUCCACCAUCAGCGACGUGCAGGGCUACGGCUACGGCCACGACUGCGGCAGCGAGCACCUCAACGGCAAGGGCUACCACGACAUGGACAGCGUGGCGCUCAAGACCGACAAGCUCUACGGCUGAGGGCCCCGGCGGCGCUCACUGACACGGGCCAGGCAUCUCACCUGCCCGGGGACGUGGUGUCCUCCUCAACGGCGCAAACCAAGGCAACGUGUUCAUCGUACACGCGCGCGGGUAUAGGUAUGUCUGUGUUUCUGUGUAUCUGUACAGUAUGGACAUCUGUACAUAUAUAUCUAUAUAUGUAUGUGCGUUUAUAUAAGGAUUCAAACUUUGCCUCUUCAGUUUCUACUGUGUAGACAAAGUUGGCAAAUUUUUGUACAAAGGGAAUCAAUGAAGGAUUUCAUAUUUUCUUGGAAGUUUGUAUAAGACUGUGCUGUGUUGAAGCCACUUCAUUUGCCUAUAGAAUCUUAGAGUAAAUACCAUACUCUGUUGUCUUAAUUCAACCUAAAAUAGAGCAAAGCAAAAUGGUUUAAGUAGGUGCAAUAAUAGCAAGAAGUUUUCCAGGUUCUUUUUUUGGUCCAGCACUUGUUUGGCCAUCAAAAAAGCCUGACAGGUAGUCUGAGGUAACAGACUCAAAGAUAGAUACUGCUGUUUUGGUUAAAGAGAUUGAUGUUUUGCUUUGGUUUGGCCAGUUUAUUUUCUUCCCACUGUUGUACACCAAGCACAGAGACACCACUUCCAGUGUGAGCCUUGAUGUACUGCAGUGUAAUAUCUUCUGUACUUCUGUACUGCAAUGCAAUAUCUUGCACCAAGAUUUGAGCAAUUUUAUUUAAGCUGUUUCAGGAUAUUUAGAAGUAUCUCCUUCUGAAUUGUAUGGAAGUUUCUUCUGGGUUUAACAAAGACAAGACUGAUGAGGCCUCACUGCCAGAGAGCAAAGGAGUGACCUGAGUCACUGUAAGUCCCUCCAGACACUCACAGUGACUGCAGCUGGGGGAACUUCACCGUGUGCUUAAGGAAUUUACUCAGCUGGAGAAGAUCAUGUACAGAAUUUGUUGUAGCAUUGUUCUGAUUUUACUUUUACAUAUUGCCCUCGCCGUAUGCUUGAUAACUUAUUCCAGGGCAAAGAUUUGGUUAAUUUUGUGGCUGUUUUUGUUGUCUGAGAUGAGCGUGCAAGACUGAACACAGUGCACAUGAUACCUUUAAAGCCAGUAUAUGAGACUCAGAUUAAUCAAGCAGACUAAUGUUAGUAACUCUCAUUAUUUGGAAAAUCUGGUAUAAAGUUUGUAUUAUAAAGGUUCAAAUCUUUAUGGAUUGAGAAUUUCAAUAUUAUUUUGGAUUGGUUGAUUCCGAAUCUCUCUCUCAAUUAAUUCAUUAAGAACAACACUUUAUAUGUUGUUUCUUUGGUUCUUCUGGUGCAUAAAGAUCUCACUGAAAACUCGGAGGUUGUCAGGAAGGUCUUGAGAAAAUGUCUUUAUAGAAAUUUAUAUUUUUGUUAAAUCUCUACGUUUUAAAGAAAUAGUACUUUUGUUACGUGAAAUGACAAAAAUGCUCAAGAAUGAGGGCAUGAAACGAGGUGAGUUCACUGAAAAUUAAAAAUGUAAGAAAAAGUUUUAUACAUUUCAUUUGCAGAUAAGUCUACUUGAAGUGGGGAAAACCCAAAAUUAGGCAGAAGAAAAAGUAGAUGCUGGAACUGUAACAGAUUGUUUGGCUAAUGAACAUAUUUCUGGUGCAUGGAGUCCAGUCAAAAAAAUUGGAAGACAGUUCCAAUAAUUGUGGAAAUAAUUGUGCAUACAAAAUUAUUGCAUACAAAACACCUUGACUUUGACAUUUAAACAUUUUUAUCAGUAGCUUUUCUCUAUGCUUCAUCAGUGUCUAGAUAAUUUUCAGUGUUUAUUACUUUGUGACUUCAUAAGGAGUUAAAUGCUUUGUACUUAGAAAACAUUAGGAGGAUGUGGCAAGUUAAUGCCACUUGCACCUUUCUUUAGUUUUUUUUACAGUUCUUAUGUCUGGAGUUUGAAUAUAGAAAGUGUUUUAUUAAUGAUUUAGUUUCACAAUAUAGAAUCUCAGCUAGGACGCACAAAUAAAGAUUUCUCCUCUUCUGCAGGGCCGUCUGGUCAGUUGAUGGGAGUGAUUUGAAGAGUCUGUUGGAUUGUGUAGUGUAGAGUGCACUGUCUUGUGAGAUCUGGCAAUCACAUGUCACAGUCUCUUAAAUUGAGAUUACUUACAGCUCUGUUUGCUGAUCUUUGCAGUGUUACUUAAAACCUGUUCUGAAGUUAAUGAGUUAAUGAAGAUUGUCCCUGCUCCAGUGUAGCAGCUUUACAUUUGUGGGACCAGAUCAUCAGCUGGUGUAGAUCUGUUCUGAGUUCCCUUUGCAGAAUCUGCGGGUACCCCUGAGACUCAAAGCCCACACAGGUGUCUGUCCAUUUUAAUGUGCUGGAAGCCAUUUAUGGCAUGUUACCAGACAAUUAUUUCAUGGUACCUGGUGGAUGGUUGUUGUAAUUAACACAUAGGUGUUGGUUUAGAGUGCCAUACAGUAUUAGAUUUUAACUGGACUUCAUUUUCAGAGAGGUAGUUCAAAUUUAACAGACUACAGAUUUUGUCAUUUAAUACAUAUUUCUAAUUGCUCUCUGUCCUCUAUUAGAGAAACUUGUCAUGGUAAAUUGGGAGGGAAAUUUGUUUUUAUACAGAAUUAUCCUACUUCUAGGUGGACAAUCACAGCUUCCUUCUAGGCACACAACUCCCAUCUUCACUUUGGAAAAGAACCACAUCCAGCUUGAUGUGCAAGAAAACCUUUCUGGCUGUGAAAGGCCACAUGGUAUAGCAGAGCUGUAUUUCCCCUCUCCUGCUGAGCUUAGAUAAUCUGUUUUCUAAUUUGCAUUGGAAAAUACCAAUUCCUUAUUUUGUCUUCCUACCUCACCUUUUUUCAAUUUCUAGAUAGCUAAGAGAAGGGUUUGUGUCUCAAAAUGUUUUUCUGUCACCAUAAGUUAAAAUCAAAUCCUUAUGCUGAUUUCUCAUGGCUCUCUUCUGCUUUACAGAGUAUUGGAGUCCAUAGCUGUAUUCUCUGGGAUGGAAGUAAACUCUCUUUUGGUGGGGCUGUGAGAUUCCUUUGAACAUGCAGAUUAUUAUUUGUUUAUUACCUACUACUAUUUGCUGUUUCUUCUUCUUUUUUUUUUUUUUUUCUUUUUUUUUUUAAAUUUAGUCAGGAUUUAUUGUAUCAAUCUACAGGGGCUACAGCAAUAGCUGUCAUAUUUGUUAUCUGUAACACCAGCAUGUUAUGAUUCAGUGAGACAAAAUAUCUAUUUUUAAUGCUACUGUCUUCAGUUACGAAAUGGCUGCAUUGCAGGGUCCCUCAGUUGGCAAUUUCAUGUUGGCAUUUAUGUUAUGCAGUUUUUCGUGGUGGUGAUCUACAGGAGUAUGUGGCUGUAGGAAUGCUGCAACAUGUACUCCUUUUGAUGUCAAGAAACAUUUGGGCUGGAAACCAGGCAACAUUCAUUUAUUGUACUAUGUAAAUAAGAUUAAUAGAAGCUACGGCAUUGUAUUUAUUGCUUACACUAAGAACAAAAUGGAAAAAAUGUGAAGUUAUUUUUUUAGUUGUUCAUUUUCACCAUGUUCAUAUGAAUCAUGCAUUUUAAUUGCUGAGAGAAGUAUUGCUUCUGAUCAAUAAAAUAUUACUCCAUGUAUUCAUCUGUCUUGUGCUGUAAUAUAACAAAGCUGAUGUAAAUUUGCUUUAACAGAUGUCUUAACUCUGUGCUAGUUAAAUAUUAAGCCAGGGAGAAAGUAAUUACAUAGAGUUACUAACAAUUAAUCUGGUUUUAAGUGUUUUUCAAUACUUAUAUUUAAUACUAGAGUGCUGAAUUUCUGGAGGAAGUUUGUACAGAUAAUAUAAGAUGACUGGACAUGAAAUUAUUUACCUGGAAGUUUCAUAUUCCUAUUUCUUGUCUUCUGAAUCCAGCUUUUAAUAAAAAAAGUUAUUAAUACUUACA
Molecule: messenger RNA, 5704 nt
Organism: Prinia subflava (tawny-flanked prinia)
Lineage: Eukaryota; Metazoa; Chordata; Aves; Passeriformes; Cisticolidae
Gene: CALCRL
Product: calcitonin receptor like receptor
Exons: 13
Coding region: 414-1844 (476 amino acids)
Biological process (GO): cell surface receptor signaling pathway; angiogenesis; adenylate cyclase-activating G protein-coupled receptor signaling pathway
Cellular component (GO): plasma membrane
Molecular function (GO): calcitonin gene-related peptide receptor activity; adrenomedullin receptor activity; calcitonin receptor activity
Source: RefSeq, a predicted model, not a curated record